This is a messenger RNA of Lutra lutra (Eurasian river otter), 2150 nucleotides long. It is a transcript of the gene SUMF1, whose product is annotated as sulfatase modifying factor 1. The record is from RefSeq and is a predicted model, not a curated record. NCBI's taxonomy places the organism in Eukaryota, Metazoa, Chordata, Mammalia, Carnivora, Mustelidae. The coding region runs from base 21 to 1145 and encodes 374 amino acids. Gene Ontology annotation, cellular component: endoplasmic reticulum. The transcript has 9 exons.
CACAUGGCUCCUGGGACAACAUGGCUGCGCCCUCAGUAGGGCCAGCUGGUGGGUGCUGCCCCCGGCUCGGUUUCCUCCUAUUGCUGCCGUUGCUUUUGCUGCCCCGCGAGGCGGCUGGGGACGAAGAGGCCAGUACGGGCCCGGGCGCGGCUUCCCUCUCGGGCUCCUGCGGCUGUGGUACUCCCCAGCGGCGCGGGGACCAUGGCGCCUCGGCGGCGGCGCACCGAUACUCGCGGGAAGCGAACGCCCCCGGCCAGGUCCCGGGAGAGCGGCCGCUCGCGCCCACCAAGAUGGUCCUUAUCCCCGCCGGAGUGUUUACAAUGGGCACAGAUGAUCCUCAGAUAAAGCAAGAUGGGGAAGCACCUGCCAGGAGAGUUGCUAUCGAUGCCUUUUACAUGGAUGCCUAUGAAGUCAGCAAUGCUGAAUUUGAGAAGUUUGUGAACUCAACUGGCUAUUUGACAGAGGCCGAGAAGUUUGGUGACUCCUUUGUCUUUGAAGGCAUGUUGAGUGAGCAAGUGAAGACUGAUAUCCAGCAGGCAGUUGCAGCUGCUCCCUGGUGGUUACCUGUUAAAGGCGCUAACUGGAGACGCCCAGAAGGGCCUGACUCUACUGUUCUACACAGGCCUGACCACCCAGUCCUCCACGUCUCCUGGAAUGAUGCUGUUGCUUACUGCACGUGGGCGGGAAAGCGUCUGCCCACGGAAGCUGAGUGGGAGUACAGCUGUCGAGGAGGCCUGCAAAAUAGACUUUUCCCCUGGGGCAACAAACUACAGCCAAAAGGCCAGCAUUAUGCCAACAUUUGGCAGGGCGAGUUUCCUGUGACCAACACCGGGGAGGACGGCUUCCGAGGAACUGCCCCUGUUGAUGCCUUUCCUCCCAAUGGUUAUGGCUUAUACAAUAUAGUAGGGAACGCGUGGGAAUGGACUUCAGACUGGUGGACCGUUCACCAUUCUGUUGAAAAAACGCUUAACCCAAAAGGCCCCCCUUCUGGAAAAGACCGGGUGAAGAAAGGUGGAUCCUACAUGUGCCAUAAGUCCUACUGCUACAGGUACCGCUGUGCUGCUCGGAGCCAGAACACGCCGGACAGCUCAGCUUCCAACCUGGGGUUCCGCUGUGCCGCUGACCGUCAGCCCACCAUGGGCUAAGAGCCGAGAUGAGCCUUCCCAAAUCCAAGAUGUUGUGUCUGACCUGCCCUCGGCUUUCCUCAGAAUGUUGAACAACCUCGAGUGAAGAAUUCCCACUCUGAGGGGGGUUUCAUACCCGCCCAGUGGCCAAAGGAACCUCUUCGUGAGACCAAAUCGCUGACCUGCGUCAGCCCACUUGCUUUAUCGUGUGGUGCAUUUCUGGAGAUCAUCGCUGUGCUUACUUUGGACAGUCUUUGAAAGGGGAAAUGGGUGGAGGAGACCCUGAGUGAAACUUUGGAAGGCAUGUGCUCUUCCCUGGCUGUGCCACAGGGGCUAGACCUCAGGGUCCCACACUUGACCUUCUGGAGCCUCGGUGACCUCCUCUGUCCAGUGAGGGGAUGCGCGGCAUGACCUCUGAGGCCUUCUCCAGCUCACAGAGUCUAUGCGUAUAUCAGAGUCUAUUGUGGUUUCAUAGUAAGAGUUUAUGACAGAUGAUUUUUUUAGCUAUUUUUUUCCAUGUGUGAACUUGGGUGAUACUAAUCAUGUAAAAUAAGAGGUCCCUUAUGUAUUAUUUUGAGAAAAGGAUGGGAUGGUGGAAAAGGUGGUGGUGAUGAGUCUUUAUAUUCAUACUGCACUUUGUGUUUUCAAGGAAAUCGGUGUCUUUUACAUUGUCAGGAUGAAUCCCACAUGGGCCCCUGGUGGUGUGCUCAAGUUCAGCACUGAACACGCAGGAAUGUCUGUGGGGUGACUCUACCGUGCUUUAUCUUUUAACAUUAAGUGCCUUUGGUCUGGGGGGGUGGUUAGAAGCCCUUCAUCCGCCUCUCCCCAAAGCCUUUGGUGAAUGUGAAAUGUGUACUACACGAAGAAACCUGUUUAAUGCUAGAUGGAGAAGGGAACAAGAACUUUGAAUGAACUCUCUUCAGGGUGUCCAGUAUUUUAUAAUAGGGAAGUAGGAAAUCUUGUUGAUUGUGGAAUAUCAGAUGCUCUGAAUCAUGCACUAUGUCGAAUAAACUGGUAUCUGCUCAA